AUGCCGUCAUUUAAUUAAGAGACUCAAUUGACCAUUCUUAAAUCUAAGACUUAAAAGACCUAAAAGACCCCAAUUCUGUAAUCGUGGAAAUAAUUUAUCCUUUAGAAAAACAUCAGGUAAAGCCUCUUUAUCUUAUUGGAAUAUCCGGAAGUGCAAGAUGUGGUAAAGGCACUUUAGCCUAAUAAUUGUGUAUAACAUUAAAUGCUGAUGUAAUACACUAAAACAGGUUUUAUGACUAGGAAAAGAUAUAUAAAGAACUAGAUGGAAAUUGGGAAAAAUACGAAAGUAUUAAAUGGAAAAAUUACAAAGAACAUAUACUUAAUGAAAUCUAAAAAAAAAAAAAAACUGGAGGAUAUCUUAUUAUUGAAGGUUGUUAACUAUAUAGAGAAGAAUGGCUAAAUGAAAUUCUUGAUUUAAAGCUUUUUAUUGAUUUGGAUGAGAUUUCUAUGUAUGUGA
Molecule: messenger RNA, 456 nt
Organism: Ichthyophthirius multifiliis
Lineage: Eukaryota; Ciliophora; Oligohymenophorea; Hymenostomatida
Exons: 1
Source: RefSeq, a predicted model, not a curated record